Dermatophagoides pteronyssinus (European house dust mite) is the source of this 986-nucleotide messenger RNA. Its product is annotated as ataxin-10. NCBI's taxonomy places the organism in Eukaryota, Metazoa, Arthropoda, Arachnida, Sarcoptiformes, Pyroglyphidae. The record is from RefSeq and is a predicted model, not a curated record. Gene Ontology annotation, biological process: neuron projection development. Gene Ontology annotation, cellular component: cytosol.
AAUCCUUCACUGUUGAUCAUCAAGAUCUAUUGAAAAAAAUAACAUUAGUUUAUACGGCAUUAUUGUUUCGAUCUUUUUCCAAUGAUUCCAUUCGAUUCGAAAGAAUAUUGAACGAUGAAAUUGUACCAGAUACAAAUAAUUUUUGGAAUCCAUUAUUCGAUCAUGUUGAAAUUGAAUUAUCCGAAUGGUCAUUAUGGAUAUUUUUUCUUGCUUUGAAAUAUGAAGAAUUUGCUAAGAAUUUAUACUGUAUUAUAUCAUCGAAACGAAGAAUGAUAUUGCUUGAUAUUUGUAUGGAAUUUGUUGAUGAUGAAUGUAAAAAACAAAAACAAAUAUCAACAAUUAAAAAUAUUGAACCAGAUGAUUGUAUUAAUCUGUAUGACUGUCAACUAUGUCCAUUACCAGAAGAAUUUGUCAAAUUUAUUAAUCAAUUAUUUCAUCAUCAAAUACGUGAAUAUUUUAACAAAUCAAAUUUUGAUUCCAAUUCUGAAGAUUUAAUAGUUUUUUCGAAAAUUUCUUCUUUUCUAUUGAAAAUUAUUGCAUUUAAAUCAUAUGAAAAUAUUUUAAAGAAAAAUGAUGAUUAUUUUAAAAAUUUACUCGAUAUUCUAUCAUGUUUUCAUUCGAUGAGUAAUGAUCCUAAAUCCAUUUUUUUCACACAAGAUCUUCGUUCAACAAACAACAACAACAAAUGUUUUGCCGAAAAUGAAUCUGUUUUUGGUUUCAAACGAAAUAUAAUUGGUUUAAUUGCAAAUUAUUUACACGAAAAUAUGCAAGCACAAGAACAAUUACGAAUAUCUGGUCGAUUUAUAGCGUUAUUGGAUUCAGCCAAAAUUGAUCGUAAUAAUCCAUUCAUUUUACAAUGGACAAUAUUUGCCAUACGUAAUGCAUUGAAAAAUAAUCCGGCUAAUCAACAAUUCAUUGAAAAUCUACAAAAACAAGGAGAAAUUUUUGAUGAUAAAAUUUUUAAUGAUAAAAUUAAAUUUAUUUAA